AUGGAGAAGUCAUCGGUCACAUUCACGCAAGGAAGAAAAAGCAAAUCCAAGCUUGAACUAACGAACCCAGAGCUCCUAAAUCCCGCCGCACGCUUCAACGGUCGAGUUUUCGAUACGGACCCCGUCGUCACCUACAUGCUACUGGAAAUGUCACAGGAGGAGCGCCUGGCUUAUCUACCCAUCUACUGGUCCACACUAGUCAAAUCAGCUCUACUGAACGAUGCGGUCAUCACCGAGGCGGACGAUUGGAAAGCCGCAUCCGUUAUCAUACCACCUGGGAAGUGUGUUGAUAACGUCUGGACACUUAUCUAUGCUGGAUUCCUGUGUGUACUGUGGAAGCUUAGUUUCUCGGGAUUCAAGCGUCUCUGGACCGAGUUUUCUGGGAUGACAGACAAUGCGAAAAAGAAAGGCCUGCACGGUCAAAAGCGUUAUUAUUAUAUUUUCAGCAUAGGGACCGACCAUAAACAUCGUGGAAAAGGUUUGGCGAAAGCGAUCAUGCGGGAACAUCAACAUACUGCUCAGUCGGAGAACGUCCCAAUCUGGCUCGAGGCCACGAGUCCAGGCUCCCGCAAUAUGUACCUAUCGUUGGGCUUCAAAGAGAUAGAAGAGAUUAUUGUUGGAAAGGGCAAAGUUGCUGCAGAUGCUACAAGACAGCCAGGUGGUCCUGGAAUUCCCAUUUAUGCAAUGGUAUGGUGGCCGGAAUUCUCCUCUUCGCCGGAACGGUGA
Molecule: messenger RNA, 726 nt
Organism: Penicillium verhagenii
Lineage: Eukaryota; Fungi; Ascomycota; Eurotiomycetes; Eurotiales; Aspergillaceae
Product: GNAT family N-acetyltransferase
Exons: 4
Coding region: 1-726 (241 amino acids)
Molecular function (GO): acyltransferase activity, transferring groups other than amino-acyl groups
Source: RefSeq, a predicted model, not a curated record